GGAUGUAUUCGGUGUUAAAGCACUUUCGACUUCGAGACCUCUUAACCAUUGAAACUGUUUUGAAAACAGAGACCACAGAAACAUUAUCCACUUCCAGGAGGGUUACUAGAUUUGACGAAACCUCAAUGUCCACCUUCACUAUGGCACUGUCUCUGUCUUCUUCUAAAGCUUCAUUUCCAUUCCUAAACCUGAGCUGCGGUUCAGCCACGCCAAAGAACAGGUUCGAUGCUAGAAGAACCAGCUUGGGUGCGGCGAUAAGAUGCGAACCUGGAAAUGGGUCUCUGGAGAUUGGUUCUCCAGUCAUAGUGGUGGAGGCUCCAAAGAUGAUCAAGACUGCUGCAUCAGUUCCCUGCCUCCGUGUUAACUCUGGCCUUGUUAAUCCAGGCGAUGUCGGAAGGAUAGUGUCGAGGAAGCCCAAAGAUGUGUGGGCCGUGCGACUGGCCAUCGGGACAUACCUCAUAGAUGCCAAAUACUUCAAGCCCUUAAAACUCGACGACGAUGACAAAAGUGAUAAUGCAACAUGAAGGAUACCAUCCGCGGAAGGCGUCCCGCAGAGCUUACCCGCAGCUGCGAUAUUACAAGACUCUUGCACUGCAUCGAUCGAGUCCCACCCCAUGUCCGGUGCAGCCUGAAGUGACUUCGAUCUGCGCUCGGAGACUUGUAUUUUCGGAUUAGUAAUUUCGAAACAGAAGGAGCAUUAUUUUUCCAAGGCCGCGGUGCCAUGUAAUCGCUUGAUGUUGUAUUAGAGAAUGCAUUAGAAAGACUAUUGAUCUAAUAUUAUAUCUCCACACACACACACAUAUAUAUAAUAUUACAAAUUAGAGAAGAAAA
Messenger RNA from Punica granatum (pomegranate), 831 nucleotides. NCBI's taxonomy places the organism in Eukaryota, Viridiplantae, Streptophyta, Magnoliopsida, Myrtales, Lythraceae. The record is from RefSeq and is a predicted model, not a curated record.